AUGAAUUAAAGUUAUUUACUCUAAUUGUUUACCUAACCUAUAGCUGAAGGAUUGCCUAUUGUGGAAUUAGAUCAAUUUUUAGAUUAUAUUGCCAAAGUUUAAUCCAACCAAGAAAAUUAAUAAUCUGUGGAUUUAUACAUGGAGAACAAUUUCUCACUAAAAUUAAUUUUGAUAAUGAGAACGCUUUAUCAUUUUGAUUCAAUCAUGCAAAUGAAUCCUCAGAAAUAUAACCCUUAACGGUUCAAAUCAAUGGUUAUCUUUGCCACUCAACAACUAAGGAAACUAUCAUUAAUCACAUAAGAACAAGAUCAAUAAAUAAUAUUUUCUUUAUCCAUUCAUCUAGGUAUUAAAUAUUUCAAAUCUCAUUAUAAACUAAUAACCCAUUUAAUUGCAAUGGUAUUUGAAGCAUUUUAAGAGAAAAAUGAAUUAUUUGACUUUUUAUUGUAAUAAAUGUCGUAAUCCUUAGCUAGCAGUCACCAACAAAUGUCAACCUCUAUUAUAUCAAUAUUAUUUAUAUUGGAUUAAUUGUUGAGAUUUCUAUUUAAUAUAAGAACUUUGGAUUAAUAACUUUAAAUUAUAAUUGAACAGAUAUUUCAAUAAUUUCAAUUUAUUGAUUAUUCAAAAAUUGAUCUUUAGGUUGGGAAAACAUUAAGUAGUAUCAUAGUAGUAUGCAUUCAAAAGUACAAUUGUUACUAACAAGAAAAAUUAUUAAUAUUAUCAUAAGAUCAGCAUUUAUUAACAUUCAUUCAAAAGUAUAUAUUAUAAGACUAUAUAAUAACUUCUCACUUAGUCAAAUCUUUAUCCAUGCUAAUUAAAAACUAAUAAUAAGUUCAAGCUCAACUAAAAUUUGAUUCGCAGUAGGUCCCCUACUUAGCACAAUUGACUAAUUAAAUUUUACCUCUACUUAUUUAAUCAUUUUUGGAAAAAAAAUUUGAUCACUCUACAUCUUUAUCAGUCUUACAGUUUGUAAACGAAUGCUUAAGUUAUUCUUUUUCAUACGACUUUUUUUUAAAUAAUUAACAGCAAUUAUUAUUCAAUGUAAUUUUCGACAACCUAAUCUUUGAUGACGAUGAUCACGAAAAUUUUUAUGAAAACCCCACAGACUUUUAUGAGAAUAUCUAAGCCAUAAUUAAUUUUGAUAAUGACACAAUUAAAGGCUUAAUGGCAUAAAUUUUGGAUAAGCUUUCUUAAAAUAUUGAUGGAUUUUUAAAAAAUUAUUAUGAUUUGGCAUACGAAUUAUUGCUGUUUCAUUUUGAAGUAAUUCAAGAAACCUCAAUAUGCAAUAAAUUACAAAAAGAAAUAAUUUAAUGUAACUUUUUUACUUGUUCUCCUGAUUUAAGAUAUAAUACAAUUAUGUUGUCUUUUUGUAUUUUAAAUAAAUAACUUACAACCAGAAAAGAUGUUAGAUAGAGUAUAGAGUAUUUUUUAAAGCAAAAUUUAAAGUAUAUGAAAAAAAAGGCAGAUGCUCUGGGGAAAUGUUUAGGAAUGGAAUUCAUUAAAAUUUCUUUGCCUUAAAUAUUCUGUAAUUCUGACAGAUCUUUUACUAAAUGUAUAAAAUUCUGUUUCGGAAUCUUAAAUUAGUCAAAACAAAAACGAGGAGUAAAGUAAUUUGCAGUUAAAUGUCUGAUUUAUCUUAUGUAAAACUAGGAUAUUUAACAAAAAAUGGAAGAUUCAAUUGCAAUUUAGCACAAUGAAUUUUGUGUUUAAUUAGCAUAAUGCGAUCUUGACAUAUAUUAUGAAUUCACAUCAAUUGUAGUUUAGAAUUGUAAUGUAAUCAUAGAUACAUACCUUGAUGAUAUAAUGAAAGCAAUUGCAAAAAGAAUUGAUUUAGGUUGUAAAAAAAUCAAUUUGAAUCAGACUUAAUAUAUUAAUCAUACCUCAAUCGUUUUUAGUUGCAUAAAGAUUGUUGAUACUAUUUUGUCCUAACCAUAUACACUUAAAUAUACUGCCUAACUAGAACCCACUUUGAUUUAAAUCAUGAAUUUGUUAUUGCAACCAGAAAAUUUGUAGUUUAUAGAUGAGAUCUUUGAUGCUAGUGCCAAAUUCAUUGCAUAUACAAAGGGUUUGACAGAAAUAAUAUAUAUAAUUUAUGAUAGUUUACCUGGAAUUCUUGAGUAGGAAGGUAAAUUAACGAUUGAAAGUGUUUUCAGACUCUUUUUGUCAAGCACAAUUCAUGCUUCUGAAGUAAUAAAAUCAAAGCCUUAGUGGAUAUCAAUAUUUUAGAUGAUAAAAUUUAUAUAUUCUGAGCUUCAUAAAAAUGACUCAAUUGAAGAUAAUAUCAGAAUUUCAAUAUUAAUUCAAACAUUCUAUCAGUACUAUAAUUUAGAUGAGUGUUGUUUAUUGUUUACAGAAUAAUUUUAUAAAAUUCUUUCCCUCUAAUUGUAAUAAAAAGAAAUAUUGCCAAAGACGUUUAUUUCCAUAUUUAUGCCAGUUAUUAUGGAUAAUUCUAAAAUAUUGAAUGUGCAUUUAAGAUAAAUCAUCAUUAAUACAAGUGGCUAUAUAAACCUGACUUUCGGAAGAGCCUUAACAGUUUAUAAUUAUAAAUUUUACUUUACGAUCAUUCACUUUUUAAUUUUAAACUCUCACAUUCUUUAUGAAGAAUAACAUAGACAAUAGAUAAUUGAGUAAUUGUUUAAUAAUUUUCUCAAUAAAUAUGCUGCAUAUAUAGAGAAAAUAUCUUUUCAUUAAAAAAUUGGGAACCCAAACUUUUCAUAAUAAAUGGAAAAAAAUAUCCCAAGUUUUGAUUUAGAAUAUCAAGAUAAUCAACUAGAAUUACAUUUAAAAGAGAUGUCAAACUAUAAGAAAGAAAAUUAGAUUGAAAAACCAAACAUGAUAGAUCUUGAAACUACUCGCAUAAUGUCAUAAAACUAAUAAACUUAAUUAGUAUAAAAUAUUUUACAAUGUCUAAAAAUUAAUUAUCCAGCAGUAUUAUCCCAGCUCACACAGGCAGAUCAAUUUCUGUUAAAUUCAAUUUUAUAAAUUAAAGAAGUUGAUGCGUAGAAUUAGUUGGGAGUAAGAUAAAUUAUGAGUGUGAAAAAGUUUUAGAGAAAGAAUUAAAAUUUGAAAUAGUAUAAUGGUUUAAACAUUAUUUAAUACUUUUUAAUUUUAUUAACUGUUCUUUUUUAUGAUAAUUUUAACACAACAUCUCAUAAAAAAUAGAAAUGGAAUAAGUGCGUAAUUAUAACUAGCUUUUCAAAGAAAUCAAAUAUCCUAAAUGAAUAAUUUGAAGAAAUAUUGAAUUCUUUCAAUUUAUAAUCAGAGACGUUAAGAUACAAAAAAAUGAUAUUAGAUUCCUCACAGCCCAUAGAUAAUUAAAAAUAAAAUAGAAAAAAAUAUAAUAUUGUAGAUUUUAAUUAAAAAAAAGUCAAUUAGUUAACAAAAAUGAGAGCAAAAGUCGCGCAUUAAUAUUUGAAAGAUUAAAUUAUUGUAGGGAUAUUAUUUAAUUAAUGGUUGGUUCAACAAAAGAAAACAUUUUCAACUGCAAAUAAGAAAAGAUUAACUUUACCUAAUGACUUUGAGGAAAGCUUUCUUGAUUCUAAAUUAAAUGGUACACACAUUUCCUAAUUAAUUUUGAUCAAAUUCCAAUAUCCUCACGAUCAUAUUUGA
Paramecium tetraurelia is the source of this 3606-nucleotide messenger RNA. RefSeq lists its product as uncharacterized. The transcript has 7 exons. The record is from RefSeq and is a predicted model, not a curated record. NCBI's taxonomy places the organism in Eukaryota, Ciliophora, Oligohymenophorea, Peniculida, Parameciidae.